Messenger RNA from Salvia hispanica, 789 nucleotides. Lineage: Eukaryota; Viridiplantae; Streptophyta; Magnoliopsida; Lamiales; Lamiaceae. The record is from RefSeq and is a predicted model, not a curated record.
AUGGAAACAGCAUACCUUUUUCCUACAUAUCUUUCUCUCCUAACACUUUGUCUGUGUCCUUCAAGAGCAGCCACAAGUGAAGCAGAGGCUUUGAUGAGAUGGAAAUCCAGCCUAUCAUCUUCUGCUUCUCUCAAGUCUUGGUCCGUCAACAACAUCAGCAACCACUGCAGAUGGAUUGGCAUUCACUGCAACGACGAGGGAUCCAUAUCUGGGGUUGAUCUCCCAUUUGCAGACCUUGCAGGGACAUUGGACCUGUUCCAUUUCACUGCAUUGCUGAAUCUCACCACUUUCAACCUCAUUGGGAAUUAUCUCAACGGCUCCGUACCGGCUGCUAUUGGAAACCUCACAAGCCUCAUUCACUUGGACCUCUCCAACAAUCAGUUUUCCUGCGCCAUUCCACCAGAGAUCGUCCGCUUGAUAAAGCUUCGAUUCCUGAGCAGCUUCUCCGACAAUGAAUCCAGUGGGGAACUUCCAUCAGAAAUAGGCUUGCUCACUGGUCUCAAGUAUCUAUAUCUCUCUAAUAACUCGUUUUCAGGCAGCAUCCCGCCAGAGAUAGGAAACCUACAAAAUUUGAUGGGGCUGGACCUUUCAACCAAUAACUUUUCAGGUCCAAUACCAUCCACCAUCGGAAAUCUUACAAAUAUGUGGUCCUUAGAUAUCUCUUCCAACAAACAAAAUGGUCCAAUACAUCCACCAUUGGGAAUCUUACAAAUCUGGAGUACUUAUAUCUCUCUUCCAACAAAUUAAAUGGUCCAAUAGCAUCCACCGUUGGAGUCUUACAAAUUUGGG